Molecule: messenger RNA, 1413 nt
Organism: Penicillium antarcticum
Lineage: Eukaryota; Fungi; Ascomycota; Eurotiomycetes; Eurotiales; Aspergillaceae
Product: nucleoporin FG repeat-containing protein
Exons: 3
Coding region: 1-1413 (470 amino acids)
Biological process (GO): nucleocytoplasmic transport
Cellular component (GO): nuclear pore
Molecular function (GO): structural constituent of nuclear pore
Source: RefSeq, a predicted model, not a curated record
AUGUUUGCCCCAAAGACAUCCGCACCUGCUUCAGGCGGCCUGUCCAUAAGUACUGGCGGCACCAGUUCCUUAUUCGGCAAUACACAAAGCACAACCACGCCUGCUUCUGGCACGACAAAUACCACCGGCGGUCUCUUCGUAAAUACCUCGACGACGCCAAAGCCCGCUGGCAGCAUGUUCGGAGCUGCGGCCUCUCAGGCUGCGCAGAACGCUGGUGCCCCUGCGCCUAGCGGUGGUCUUUUCGGAAACACAGCUACCACGCAGCCUGCGUCAGGCGGGUUGUUUGGUGGAACUCUUGGAGCGGGCGCUGGCGCUGGCACCAACACGACUCAGAGCGGAACUGGGUCUAGUCUUUUCGGGAGCAGCGUCACUGCUGGUGGUAACACGAACUCCACUCUUCAGACUGGCAAGUCGCCGUUCGGUGGUGGACUCGGUGGUGGACUCGGUGGCGGUGGCCUAGGUGGUGGACUUGGACUCGGUGGCGGACUGGGUGGCUCAACGCUUGGUGGUACUCAAAACAACCAACAGCAAUCCCAAAAACCCAGUCUCUCGGUCUUCAAUACUGGCACAACACAGGGAACGCAGCCUUUACAGCAAAACAACAACACGGUUGUCCAAGGCGUCAAGGUCGACCUUACCAACCUGCUACCCACUACGAAGUUCGAGAGCUGCGCCGAUGAGAUUCGCUCCGAGAUCGAGGCAAUCGACAACCACAUUCUUACUCAGAUAAAGUACUGUAACGAGGUCUCGGAUCUGCUCCCUACGAUUGAAAACCAGGGCUCUCUUAUCCCCAACGAUGUUGAAUUUGUGCAAGGAAAAUUAGAAACGAUGCAAAACGCACUGGAAAACGACGCCCGUGACAUUGACGGACUCCGCAGUCUUGUUUCUCGCGAUGCGGCCGAGGCACAGGUUGCAUUCCGGGCUAUCGACACACUGAAGCUGCCCCUGCAAUACCAGUCGAACGGCGGUGGAUGGUGGUCAGUACAGGACCAAAAAGCGCCUGAGAUCCGCUCCACUCGCAAGAACACCCUCGCCCUUCCCGACGACGUGGAGGGAGACCCGUCCGCAACUACGGUCAACGGCGUCCCCGUCAACCUGGUCGACUACUUCUCACACCGCUCGGAUGAAAUGGGAGCCGUGCUGUCCCGGUACACCGGAAACCUCAAGGAAAUCGAAGACCACCUCCACGGCGUCGAGGCCACCCUCAACCGCCAGAUCAACGACUUUGUCAGCUCCAAGUCUCGCGACGGACCCGGCUCUACAGUGCCCAAGUCCACAGUGUAUGAGCUCGCAGCAGUCCUCGGGGAUGUCGAGGCCGGUAUCAUGGGCGUCGCAGGUCGUCUCAGUACAGUUUCGGAACAGGUGCAGGACAUUUCAAUGGGGACACUCGGAGAUGGCCGACUCAACCUGUGA